Molecule: messenger RNA, 342 nt
Organism: Helobdella robusta
Lineage: Eukaryota; Metazoa; Annelida; Clitellata; Rhynchobdellida; Glossiphoniidae
Exons: 4
Coding region: 1-342 (113 amino acids)
Source: RefSeq, a predicted model, not a curated record
AUGCAGAAACGAAAUUCUUAUUUGGAAAAAUAUAAAAGUAUGAAAAAAAGUAAGAAAGAAAGCAGAGAGACUUAUCUGAAACCCUCCAACGCAACAAACCACGAAGACAUUGACGACGAUGAUGAAGACGAAGACGACGAUGAGGACGAAGACGACGAUGAUGACGAUGACGCAAGUGCAAGUGCAACAAGUGGAAACAGCAUAGGCCCGUGUGACAAGGAAAUGCACACAUCAACAUUUGCACAUCCGUACAUUUGCACACCACAUCUCUUCAACACGCACUUCACACGAAUCACAGGAUGCAAACACGAAACGAACGCAAACAUUACAUCACUUCCAUGA